CGUGCAUCAUUUUUUACAAACGACAUCUCUUCUUAGCUGAAGUCUGAGAAAUAAAUAACUUGAAAAUGGAUCUGUCAUCUCAUGGCUCACCAGUGACCAUUAUAGAAACCAUUGCCUCACAGCUAGCGUGCAGUCCAGAAGAUAAGAAAGUUGCUUCGUACUUAGAUGAACAAGAUGAACUAAAACACUUCCGUGAAUGUUUCCAUAUCCCCAAAGUGAAGGAUCUGCCUCAAACCGAUCCAGUUUUAGUGAAUGACAAUGAAGACUGCAUCUACUUUGCUGGUAACUCCCUCGGCCUUCAGUCAAAGAAAACCAAAAUUUACUUGGAAGAAGAACUGGAUAAGUGGGCUAAAAUAGGUGUUCAUGGACAUUUCAUUGGUAAGCGACCUUGGGCAUUGGCAGAUGAAUGCAUCGUGGAGCUUAUGGCUGAUAUUGUGGGGGCUCGUAAAGAAGAGAUAGCAUUAAUGAACGGCUUGACAGUUAAUCUGCAUCUCUUAAUGCUGUCAUUUUUUAAGCCUACUUCAGAUCGCUAUAAAAUCCUCCUGGAAGCCAAAGCUUUUCCCUCUGACCAUUAUGCGGUCGAGUCUCAGCUCCAACUUCAUGGGCUUGAUAAGGAGAAGAGUAUGCUUAUGAUAGAGCCACGAAAGGGGGAGGAGACCUUGAGAACUGAAGAUAUCCUUGCUGUAAUUGAGAAGGAAGGAGACUCCAUUGCCACAAUUCUGUUCAGUGGUGUGCAGUACUACACAGGACAGCUGUUUGACAUCCCGAGAAUAACAAAGGCUGGUCAAGAGAAGGGUUGCUUUGUUGGAUUUGACCUGGCUCAUGCUGUUGGCAACAUAGAACUGCAUUUACAUGAGUGGGGAGUAGACUUUGCCUGCUGGUGUUCCUAUAAGUACCUGAAUUCGGGAGCAGGAGGUCUAGCUGGUGCUUACAUUCAUGAGAAACAUUCCCAGACUGUGAAACCAGCGUUAAUAGGAUGGUGGGGUCAUGAAUUCAAAACCAGGUUUCUCAUGGAAAACAAAUUGCAACUGAGUCCUGGAAUCGAUGGAUUUCGAUUAUCAAAUCCUCCCAUUUUAUUGGUGUGUGCUCUUCAUGCUAGUUUAGAGAUCUUUGGCAAAACUACAAUGAAACUUCUGAGAAGAAAAUCCAUUCUUCUUACUGGUUAUUUGGAAUACUUGAUAAAGCAUUACUACAGCGAAGAUAGAAAUGACCCUGAGAAGCCCUUUGUAAAAAUAAUCACACCUUCUCAUACUGAAGAAAGAGGAUGCCAGCUCACAGUGGCUUUCUCCAUUCCAAUUAAAUCUGUGUUUAAAGAAUUAGAAAAAAGAGGAGUCGCUUGUGACUUGCGGGAACCCAAUGCUCUCCGCUUUGCCCCUGUUCCUCUCUACAAUUCAUUCCAUGACGUACACAGAUUUAUUGAAAUCUUGGGAUCUGCAAUUACAUCUGCAAAAUAAGGAGAAAACACUACACUACUUUCUUGAUCUUAUAGCUGGUGCUGCUAUAUCUUUUAAACUACUUAUACCUAAGUUGCAUCAAUGUAUUUGAUAAUUUUGUUUGUUUGUUUCUGCUAGACUGGGCUAAGUUCCACUGAUUUACUCCUAAAAACUGAUUUUACUUGAAUAGUUAUUUUCAAUGUACUUUUUAUUGAAACUAGUAUUUCCACUCAUUUGGACUCCAGAAAUUAAUGUGCUUUAUAUUUUAAUCACAAUUUAUAUUAAAGGGCAUUUGAAUUUGUGUUAAACUAAAUUCACACAUUCCUAUUCAUCAUAUAACCAGAAUUUAAGAGAGCGCCGGUUAUUGGGCGGUAUAGAAAUGCAAUAAAUAAAUAAAUAAUAAAUAAAUUAAGAAUGUAAAAAUGAUCUCUUAUAUGCUGUGCAUCUCAACAUUUUGUUGGUUUAAAGGUCUUUAAAUUGUUCCAUUCAUUUCUGGCCAUUUUUGAGGUAUUGUUGAUGGGCAGAAUUUAUACAAGAUGGAACUGGUAUUUGUAUAAUAUUCCAUGGGAUGGAAGAGGGAGUAAACCUAAUCUACUUUCCAUACAUGAGUUUUCAGGAGAUUUACAUUCAAAAUCUCCUAUCCUUUACCGAUGAUAUUAUAUGAUUUUAAAUCUAUAUGCUGUUGUUUCUGUGUUUCAAAGUAACUUCUUAAAGAUCAUGGGAUCAACAGCAGAAAAAGAGUAUUUUUUGAAGGGAAUUUACAUUACACUGUGAACCAAAAACCAGCUUUUUCUAAAAGGUCAGUAGUAAGAGAAAAAUAUGCCAUAUACAUCAGAUACAGGUCACCCCUGAUAGAGUUGGGUUUCCAUGAUCAUGGGGGCAUGUGUGUUAAUGUCAUACCUCUGACAUUCUUCAUUGCUUUACCAGUUUUCAAAGAAUGGCAGUCACUUUUUGGUAUGCUGUGAUAUCACACUUCUGAUUUUCAAGUGCUCAAUGAUUUGUGGGACACUUUCAUGAAGUAAAUAGGGUUUCACUCCUGCUUCAGUAUUGAAUCAUGGGUAUAAAGGUAUUCCACAGGUGCUCUUAAAGAGGGAAGUGUUUGCUUCUUAGUAAACUCACUAUAAACUAGCACCUUGUCAAACCAGUGGGCCAUACGAAAAAUAUUUAGACGCUAUGCUCUCUGAAUAUGUAAGGAGCAACAAGAGGCCAGCAUCACGCAGUGAUCUUGUACUUCUACCAUCACAGUAUAUCUAACCAGAUUCAUUCCUGCCAUUGUGGCAAACUUUUAUAUUGGUCUUAUAUUUUAAUUUCCCCUGCAUGAUGCCUAUAGGUAAAUAUAAUCCAUAAAGAGCAUGUUCUAUAUGAGAUGAACAUGGCAAUAUGAAUGAGCGUGGAAGUUACCCUAAAAGGAAUGGGAAGAUGAAGAAUGAUUGUGAACAGUUCUGAGAGCUGUUCCAGGGUGUUUAGGAUAUGGCGGAGAGGAGCUCCACUAGCAAACUGAUGGUCUGUCUGCAGAAAGCUACAUGUAUGUAAUCCCCCCACCCCACACAAAUGGAGUGUUCCAGAGCAGGAUCUUUAAUUUGAAACCAAAGCCCCUCUGUGGUCCAAGAGAAUGCCCAGAAUGGGCCCUUCACUCUGCCAGCCAUAACUUUCCCCAUUAGUUCCAGGAUGCUGUGGGGAUUUUUUUAAAAAAGUUUUGUCAGACUAAAAUGCCCAGUAAAGCUGCCCCCCACCUACUUAGGAUCUCCACUUCUCUCCAUACGCACUGACAAGAAUAUUUAUAGAGGUCAGGGAAUAUCGCCUAAUUGACAACUCCAUCAGAUGAGUGUUUUGUUGUAUGCUCAUUGCUGGGCACUCACAGAUUUUUGCAGGUCCCUCUCACAGUGAUGUUUGCCUCCUACCUGCCUCUCACCCCUUCUAGCCUUCUUCGCGCCACAAAAAAACACCCCAGUAAAUCCGACUUAUUUUUUGAGACGGAAGUUGCCGCAAUUUCCUGCUGUGUGCAGGAGAAGCAGCGCAAUCAAAACAGCCCACUGAAUGGACCAUGUACACGUUGUUUACUUCCUCUUUCAAAAGAGGAAGUAAUGAGGGACAAACGCAUGGGCUGAGAAGCAACAGUAAGAAAACUUUAUUUUCCCCUGUGUGAUGAGUCUCUGGGCAUGUCUAGACCAUGCCUUAUCCUGGGGAUCACCCCAGGAUUAUCCCUGUGCAUCCACAUGACGCACAGGGGAUCUUGGGGGCAGGGAGGGAAGAUCCCUCCAUUUCCCCAGAAUAACUGGGACGGCUUUUAGCGCAAUUAUUCCUGCAGUCUCAGGACUGUCCAGAGACCAUGGGAGGUGUGGGUGGCUGUCCCAGU
This is a messenger RNA of Elgaria multicarinata webbii, 3789 nucleotides long. RefSeq names its product kynureninase (gene KYNU). Gene Ontology annotation, molecular function: pyridoxal phosphate binding; kynureninase activity. Bases 66 to 1454 code for a protein of 462 amino acids. Gene Ontology annotation, biological process: NAD+ biosynthetic process. Gene Ontology annotation, cellular component: cytoplasm. The record is from RefSeq and is a predicted model, not a curated record. The transcript is spliced from 14 exons. NCBI's taxonomy places the organism in Eukaryota, Metazoa, Chordata, Lepidosauria, Squamata, Anguidae.